Messenger RNA from Manihot esculenta (cassava), 2470 nucleotides. RefSeq names its product protein FRIGIDA. Bases 135 to 2087 code for a protein of 650 amino acids. The record is from RefSeq and is a predicted model, not a curated record. The transcript has 3 exons. NCBI's taxonomy places the organism in Eukaryota, Viridiplantae, Streptophyta, Magnoliopsida, Malpighiales, Euphorbiaceae.
ACGAGCAAGCAGCAUCUUCUCGCACCAACUACACAACGUCAUCGUACGUGUGAAAAUCAUUAGAUCUUUUCGGCUUCCAUAGAAGCAGUAUCUCAACUCUAGUAUAUCAAAAAUUAGGGCACCGGUUCUCUCCCAUGGCGAGUCCUCCCAUGUCCAUGUCCGCUAUAUUCAAUUCCACCGCCCACACACCUCCCCUAGCCCGCGUUAAGCAGGAAGAGCAAUCCACUCCGACACCACCGCAACACUAUUGGCCACCAAUACAACUUCAGGUCAAAUGCGAACCCGGAGAACCCCCAAUCACUGCUCUUCAGGUACCUGACCGACAACAACCACCACCCCAAGAGGAUGAGCCGAAGGGACCUCAUUUGUUUAGAUCUAUUGAAGAGCUCGCCAAUCUCUCCGCUGCCAUUAGCGAAUUUUAUCGCAGAUACCAGGAAUUACAAUGCCACUUUGAUCUCAUCCAGAGCGCCAUCGAUGCUCGCUCCGGAGUUCGGCAACAUGGACAAGUAAUUCAGUCGGAGACGACGCCCGCUUCCGCUUCCGCUUCCCCUCCAACACCGAUUGUCACUGCGAAACAAACAACAGAAACCACCGCAACAGGUUCUACACCAGCCAAGUCGGAGGUUUUAAGUCUCUGCAAGAUGAUGUGUGGCAAAGGCCUCCGUAAAUAUCUUACCUCACACCUAUCCAAUCUCCGGAAGCUUCGAGACGAAGUUCCUUCCGCACUAAAAUGUGCGCCAAAUCCAGCCAAGAUAGUGCUGGAUUGCAUCGGGCGGUUUUAUCUGCAGGGAAUUCGGGCAUACACCAAGAAUUCUCCCAUGAUUCCAGGGAGAAAAGCUAGCGUUUUAGUUUUGGAAUUCUUUUUACAAAUAAUUGACGAUACCAUUGAGUUUGACUCCGCCGUGAAGCAGGAAGCAGAGCAGGCUGCAUUGGCUUGGAGAAAGAGGCUCAUAGCUGAGGGUGGUCUGGGGAAAUCCAGCGACAUUGAUGCAAGGGGUUUGCUUCUUUUAAUUGGUAGUUAUGGGAUCCCAAAGAGUUUUACCAAUGAGGAUGUUUGGGAUUUGGUUCGGUUAUGUAAUUCAAAGCAGAUUGCGGAUGCCCUUAGAAGAUCCCGAGUUCUUGUUGCCAGGGUCUCAGGUAUUUUAGAGAGAAUGAUGAACAAUGGAAUGAAAAUUGAAGCUGUUGAUGUAGCAUCUACUUUUGGGAUCGAGGAUAAGUUUCCUCCCCAGAAACUUCUAACUUCAUUCCUACAAGAUGCUAAAGAAGCAUCAAAGAGGAGGAGGAGAGAAGCAAAUAAUUCUCCUUACUUAAUGAAGGAAGCAAGUGAGAAGCAGUUGGCUGCUCUGAAAUCUGUAGUGAAGUUUCUUGAAGAUCGCAAACUUGAUCCAAUAAAGCUUCUUCCUGGAUGGCAAUUUAGAGAAGUGAGAGAGAAGCUAGAGAAAGAAAUUGCUGACCUCAAUAAAACGAUAGAAGAUAUGGUGACAUCAAAAAGAAAAGCAGAUGAGAAUGAGUUGUUAAAUAACUUGAACAGUCAAGAAACAAAACGUCCAAGGUUUACUGGUUCACCUCUAAUAUCCUCAGCAAGACUUGGGCUGCAUGAACAAAGGACUACCGGUCAUGUGGAUGGCAGUGGUUUAUAUAGUGCUUCCCUGCGAACGAACUUGUUGGAUGGAGGACUUUCUGGUCAUAUCAACAACCCUUCUGUUGCAGGAUCUAUGUUGUAUGGAUCUGAUGUGGGGUUCAUGCCUGAACAUGGCCUUGGCACAGUGUCAGGAGGUGGGGGUAUAAUGCACGGCGCUGGAGUGGGUCUUGCAGCUGCAUAUAAUACUCCAUCCACAAGUUCAUUUACCGGAGUUAACAGGGAUAUGCUUGUUGAUUGGACUGGGCAUAAAAUGGUUAGCGAUGUUGCAUAUGGAUUUAUUGAUAGAUCACGGGGGCAGAGCUUUGUUCAUCAACAUGUCCCUGGAUUGUUUGGGCCAUCACCAUCGAUAGUAGGUUUUGCGGGUGUAUCGAAUUCCCCACCUACCAAUGCUGGUAAUAGGAGCCCAAUCUCUGAUCUUUAUCGGUUUGCUGAUGCUGUUAAGUGAGACCGGCAGUGAUAGUCCGCAAGUUUAGCCCAGUACAAUCUACUGAAUCUGAUGCACUAAGAAGUCUAGUCCCAGUACAAUCUACUGAAUCUGAUGCACUAAGAAGUCUAGUUGCGUUGUUUUGAUGUGUAAAUUAAAUGUAAUAUUUAAUUCUCUGGCCUGGAGAAAAUGGCAGCCACAUGAAUACAUUUUCGUUGUACAAUGGGCUGCCCAGCGUAUUACACUCGACUGCCAAUGCAUUAGGUCGUGUGGCAAACACAAUCUACAUCUACCGAAGAUGUAUCUUACCAAGUGUGGAGAUAAUGCAUUGGUAAGAUCUACUGUAUCUUUUCCCCCCCCAAAGUCUCUGCAAUGGGAAAUUGAUCCAAGUUUAUACUUUUCUC